AGACUUUAAUAUCUCGAGAAGGAAAUGUUCUUUUUAGCUGAAAUUUUCAGGGUAUUCUAGUCACAUAUAGGCUUCUCUAUGGGCAAAAUCUCAGGUCAAAAUACCGUCAUCCGAUUUAUUCCUACAUACUCUCCCAUAGGCUAAAGUUUUAGUAUAUUGCCUAUAACUCGGGUCAGAAGGCCUAUGGGCCCUUAUCCUUUUGGGGUUUUUCAUACUUCACUGGGGUCUACAUUAUGCACCGGACCCGAACUCCAAAGCGACACUUCAGUUGGGGAUGCUCCCUCGUAAGACUCAUACUCAUCUUAAAAUACAUUUCAGACACUGAUUAUCCUUGAUUGAUUGGAUACUCUCUACGUCAUGCCAUAAAAUGAUGCUUUUAUUCCAUUCAUUUAGGCACCACUAUAACUGGCCGUUUAUCGUCUAGUAAUCCAGUAUUCCGUCGACCUGGUGGUAGUUCGGGAUACUUCUAUUACCAAGCUAUUCAAGUGACUGUUUCUACAUCUGGUCUGUACAGUUUUAUCAGCACCGAUGCAAUGGACAGUUUUGGCUGUCUCUAUUCUGAUUUUGUUGAUCCAUCUUAUCCGUCUCAGAAUUUGAUAUCAACUGAUGACGACGGCGCUGGUAAUCAACAGUUUCGAAUUAACGCCACUCUUCAGUACGGAAGAACAUAUGUUUUGAUUGUCACUACCUUCAAUACGAAUAAAAUGGGAGUUUAUAUGAUCACAGUCAAUGGUCCAUCAUCAGUGAUUCUGUCAACUUUUAUUCCAUCAACGAGCAGACCAAUGACAUCAUCAGUCACCACUUCAGCUGGUCCGUCGACUUCAUCUGGCUCUUUAUCAUCCAGUAGUCCUAUCUUUGUUCGACCUGAUAAAAGUUCAGGACGCUACUAUUACCAAGCUAUUCGAGUGACUGUUUCGACAUCUGGUCUGUACAGUUUUAUCAGCACUAGUUCAAAAGACACGUUUGGUUGUUUCUAUUCUGAUCCUGUUGACCCGUCGUAUCCAUCUCAGAAUUUGAUAACAACUGAUGACGACGGCGCCGGUAAUCACCAGUUUCGAAUCAACGCCAAUCUCCAGUACGGAAGAACAUAUGUUUUAAUCGUCACCACCUACGAUGUAAAUACAAUAGGGAGUUUCGUAAUUACAGCCAACGGUCCAGCACCAGUGGUUCUGUCAACUUUUACUCCAUCAACGAGCAGACCAAUAAGUGAGCUAAUCAAACUGCUAUAUAACAUUUUCUAGAUUUAAUUCUCAUGUGACUGAAUACAUAGUAAGUUGACACUAACUCAACAUAUUUCAAGAAGGCAAAGAUUUCACAACUAUUGACCACCGAAUACGAUAGUUUGAAUGAUGACUGCUGUUGAUUUGAGUAGGCAUAGCAGAGAAUGACUGAUCAAGUUUCUUUUUACUUUGAGCAAUUCUUCAUCACGUUCGAAGACCUCUAUAUCGUUUAUGAAUUUGAAUCAGAUCUAAAUUGAGUUUCUCUAUCGACUAUGUAUACUCAUAGUACAUAAUUGUACCAAACUUCAAAAAUACGAUAAGAGAUUGCCUUAGAUUAGAUUGCAUGUACUGAUUUCUCCACAGUUGAGUUUCUAUUGUUUUGCGAGCAACCAUAGGACGCGUUAAGACAACGUCUUUGACAAUGAAGGAAGAUUUAACGAAAAUGCUCCGAUAUAGUUUCCUAAACCAUCUGUUUAAUUAGUUUCAUCAGAUAAUCUUACGAUACAUGUAGUCCGUGCCUUAGAAAGAUUUUUUUU
Messenger RNA from Adineta steineri, 1756 nucleotides. Lineage: Eukaryota; Metazoa; Rotifera; Eurotatoria; Adinetida; Adinetidae. The record is from the annotation of a GenBank genome assembly.